UUUCAUGCUUCAUCCUCUUCCCUCCGCAGAGGCAUAAACUCUCUCUCUCUCUCUCUCUCUGAGAAUGACGGUGGCAGCAUUCUUCCCCAGUCCUCAGCUUCAGAACAGUGCCGCAACUGCCACCAGGGCAACCCCAUCUCACAGAAAAUCCCAACAUCAACAACCUCAUCAUCAAAAUCUUCACUUUCUGUUCAUCCCCGCUCCCACUUUCCUCUCUUCACUACCUUCUUCUUCGUCUUCUUCUUCUUCUUUUCCACUCACUAUCAAGUCCUCUUCUAGCUCUACCUCAAGAACACAGCAAUUCCAUGUUGUAUCAGACUCAAUCCACAACAAUGUCAUUCAAGACCUUGAGGAAUCCCUCACCAAUUCCCACUCACACCUCAAUGGUGUUCGGCAAUUGGACCACCCUAACCAACCCUCCAAGAUAUUCAUCCGUGACCCACCUUGGAUUUCCUCCAUCUUCCUCAAAGGUCUCUGCAAGAAUACCAACCUAGAAUUCAAGCUUCUGUUCAAGGAAAUUGAGAAGAACAAGUACAAUUUGCUCAGGAGGAGGCAGAUUCAAGCUGAAACCGAAGCUUGGGAGAGGAUGGUGGAGGAGUACAGGGAGCUAGAGAGGGUCAUGCGUGAGAAGAAUUUAGCUCCUAAUUUGCCUCACGUGAAAGCAUUGUUUUUGGGGUGGUUUGAGCCUCUCAAGGAAGCUAUAGAGGCUGAGCAGAAGUCACAGAAGACUAAAAAGCACAAGACGGCGUUUGCGCCGCACAUUGAGUCCUUGCCGGCGGCAAAAAUGGCGGUUAUUGUUAUGCACAAGAUGAUGGGAUUGGUUGCGAUGGAGCAUCAUCAGGCAGGGUGUGUUGUGCUUGUUAAUGCUGCUGUUCAGAUUGGUAUGGCUAUAGAACAAGAGGUCAGGGUCCAAAAGUUCAUGGAAAAAACCAGAAGUCACCAGCGCAAGAAAACGGAGGCUGAUACCAAAGAUGAUAUGAAUGAUGAUAAACCAAAACUAAUGAAACAUAUAAAUGGUUUGAUUAAAAAAAGAAGAUUGAGGUCAGUGCAGAAGCUGUUGAAGAAAGAAGAUUUUGUCCCCUGGGGUCGUGAUACCCAGGCCAAGCUGGGAAGCCGAUUAAUCGAUAUGUUAAUUGGGACAGCAUAUGUACACAUUCCAGUUAGCCAGUCUGCUGAUACUCCUCCAGAUUUUCGACCGGCAUUCAGGCAUAGAUUUAAAGCCAUUUCAAAGAAUCCAGGGUGAGAUUUCCCCUUUUCUUUUUCCUUCCUGGAAUCAGAUCAAUCAUGCUUACUUUAAUGGCUAACUAGUGCAUUCUCUUGUGUGCAGGCUCAUCACAUGUUAAUGCCUUACAUGCCAAUGUUAAUACCUCCGAAAAAGUGGAAGGGUUAUGAAAAGGGUGGGCACUUGUUCUUGCCAUCUUAUAUCAUGCGUACUCAUGGAUCAAAGAAGCAGCAAGACACAUUGAAGAAUGUUAAAAAGACACAAAUGCAGAAGGUUUUUGAGGCAUUGGAUGUACUUGGCAGCACCAAAUGGCGAAUAAAUAGAAGAAUACUUGCUGUUGUGGAGGCUGUCUGGGCUGGAGGAGGCAACACUGCAGGCCUGAUUGAUCGGAAAGAUGUUCCUAUACCAGCAAGGCCACCUGUAGAUGAUCCAAAACAAAUUCAGGAGUGGAAAUGGAAUGUAAUGAAAGCAAAGAAAAUUAAUGCAGAGAGGCACUCUCUGAGAUGUGACACUGAACUCAAGCUUUCUGUGGCUCGAAAAAUGAAAGAUGAGGAAGGCUUUUAUUAUCCUCACAAUCUUGACUUCCGUGGCAGAGCAUAUCCGAUGCAUUCUCAUUUGAAUCAUUUAAGUUGUGAUCUGUGUCGAGGAUUACUUGAGUUUGCUGAAGGGAAGCCUUUGGGGAAGUCUGGACUACAAUGGCUAAAAAUACACUUGGCAAAUUUGUAUGCAGGUGGUGUGGAAAAACUGUCUUAUGAUGGUCGACUAACUUUUGUAGAGAAUCAUCUUCACGAUAUAUUUGACUCUGCUGAUAACCCCGUUAACGGAAAUCGUUGGUGGUUAAUGGCUGAGGAUCCUUUCCAGUGCCUCGCUACUUGUAUUAAUCUAUCAGAAGCCUUAAGAAGCUCGUCUCCAAGUUCUUUUAUAUCUCAUCUGCCAAUUCAUCAGGAUGGCUCCUGUAAUGGCUUGCAGCAUUAUGCAGCUUUGGGAAGAGAUACUAUGGAAGCUGCUGCAGUUAACUUGGUUGCUAAAGAGAAACCUGCUGAUGUUUACUCAGAGAUUGCUGUUAGGGUUCAUGACAUUAUGAGAAGGGACUGCAAAAAAGAUCCAAGUACCUAUCCAAAUGCUCUGCUAGCAAAGGUUUUAAUUGAUCAGAUUGAUAGAAAACUAGUCAAACAGACAGUAAUGACUUCAGUUUAUGGUGUUACUUUUGUUGGGGCACGAGAGCAAAUAAAAAGAAGAUUAGAGGAGAAAGGCCUUAUUACUGAUGACAAACUUCUAUUUGCUGCAGCUUGCUACGCUGCUAAAGUGACAUUGAAGGCCCUUGAAGAAAUUUUUGGAGCAGCUCGUGAUAUUAUGGGAUGGCUUGGUGAUUGUGCAAAAGUUAGUUCUCAUUUCAACUUCACCGUUCGCUGGACCACUCCUCUUGGUCUUCCGGUUGUACAACCAUACUGUAGAAAUGAACGUCAUCUGGUCAGAACAUCUCUUCAGAUAUUGGCUUUGAAGCGGGAGGGCAACACAGUCGAUGCCAAGAAACAGAGAACUGCAUUUCCUCCAAAUUUUGUACAUUCACUUGAUGGUUCACACAUGAUGAUGACUGCUCUUGCCUGCAGGGAUGCUGGCUUAUGCUUUGCAGGUGUUCAUGACUCGUUUUGGACACAUGCAUGUGAUGUGGAGAACAUGAGUCAGAUUCUGAGAGAAAAAUUUGUGGAGCUUUAUGACAUGCCGAUACUUGAAAAUUUGCUAGAAGACUUCCAGACAUCAUAUCCAGGAUUAGUUUUUCCUCCACUGCCAGAGAGAGGUGAUUUUGACUUGCGAAAGGUUCUCGAUUCUCCGUACUUCUUCAACUGAGCUUCUCUACACAAGCAACAACAAAAAGAUUCGGUUGAAAGCAUUUCUCCGUCGUAUCUAAUGCGGAAUCAUUCAGAGGCCGGAGCUUAACUUAUCCUGUAGUGGAAGUAGUGAUUUCAAAGAACGACCCGAGGAGAUGCUUAUGGGGAAGGAGAGGCAGGAAGGAAGGAAAAAAAGGUUCUGAAUGAUUUGUUUUGGGAAGUCUCUUGCUGCUAGGAUUCUUAGACUUGGUGAUCCAGUUAACACAAGGCAACUUUAGGAGCUCUAAUCAUCUCUCAGAUUCGUUAUCAACAAGCAGCAAAGGAAAUUCUCCGCGGAAUUUUAACGUUGGCGGUUUCCAUGAAUUGGGUUGCUGGCUUGCUGGUUGCUAGGUUCCAAUGGUGGCAAACUCUGGCACUUGCGGAGCCAUAGCUAACCAACCCUUUCUCUCUCUCAUGUAUUAUAUAAUGUAUGAAUAGAAAUGAAUAGAUGUAUACUAGAUCGAAGGAAAGGUCAUUAGGGUAGAAACAUGCUGUUAUUUGUGAUCUGUACAUAGACUUAUUCAUUUUCAUUGUGAAAUAAAUUGAGAAACGUUUGAGAAAGGACAAUGGGGGGUUCAUGGCUGUUACCUGAGCUUUAAUUUAGAAGAGAAUACCCUGUUAAUUUUCAUUUCCAAUUCCUAA
Arachis duranensis is the source of this 3732-nucleotide messenger RNA. Its product is annotated as DNA-directed RNA polymerase 3B, chloroplastic. The transcript has 18 exons. Gene Ontology annotation, biological process: mitochondrial transcription. NCBI's taxonomy places the organism in Eukaryota, Viridiplantae, Streptophyta, Magnoliopsida, Fabales, Fabaceae. The record is from RefSeq and is a predicted model, not a curated record. Gene Ontology annotation, cellular component: mitochondrial DNA-directed RNA polymerase complex. Gene Ontology annotation, molecular function: DNA binding; DNA-directed RNA polymerase activity.